AAAGUCUCGGUAGUAAUCUCAUAGUGGGGGAGGUAUCAAUAACAUAUGAUUGGUUUUUUGUCGAUUAAAAAUCAAUCAGUCGAGUAUCAUCUCCAGUGGUACCUGAGGAGACAUGUCAUCCAGGAGUUCUGAGUCCGAUGAAUCCCUCAAGCGGAAUAAAAAAUGGGCUGUUUUUAUGGGAGACAUUUCAAUGAUGAAAGAUGCCAUAUCCAGGAGAAAAAUGGGCAAGAGGCACUCGAUUAUGUGGAAAUUUUUCGGUGGAGUUGACGCAGGUGUCAGAGGAGUUGGACAGGUGGUGUUUGCUAACAAUCCUGUCAGCGGUUUGCUCAUCGUAAUUACUCUCGGAUUAACUGCUCCCAAUGUAUUGCUGUUUGGAUCUAUCACAGGAGUUCUCGGGUUAAUUAUCUCUCACAUCAUUCAAGAUCCCGGAUCGGUCAUCGAAAAUGGAUUGACUGUGUACAAUCCUCUGCUCAUUGGAGUUGUAACUAGUUCCUUGUUACCGGAAAAGUCCAGCACUUUUGAUGGACUCACUACUCUCAUGAUGUUUACCGGAACAAUCUUCAGCCCUUGGACUUGGUGUGCCGUACGAGGGAGUUUACUCAGGGCUCUGGGGCUACAACAGUCUCUUAUCUACUUCAUCCCUCGGUGGAAUUUUUCUCGUUUUAAAUCCUCAGACUGCCCUCUUGUCGUUUACUGCUGGAACAUUCACUGUACUACUCCAAUACACUCUCUAUUUUUUCCUCUCAAAGAUGCAACUCUCUGUCUUAACAAUUCCGUUUGUAGUGACCCAUUAUCUCUUUAUCACGGUGAGAGACGUUACGGAUCCCGUAUAUCCUGAGCCCAUGAACAUUACUUUCCCUGAGAAACACAGGGCGCUAUUUCAAAGGCUCAGGAGAUCGUCCGACCAAGACGAGAUUCCAGCAAACGUUUGAGCA
Molecule: messenger RNA, 935 nt
Organism: Fopius arisanus
Lineage: Eukaryota; Metazoa; Arthropoda; Insecta; Hymenoptera; Braconidae
Product: urea transporter 1
Exons: 6
Coding region: 113-838 (241 amino acids)
Biological process (GO): urea transmembrane transport
Cellular component (GO): membrane
Molecular function (GO): urea transmembrane transporter activity
Source: RefSeq, a predicted model, not a curated record